Messenger RNA from Ciona intestinalis (vase tunicate), 2189 nucleotides. The record is from RefSeq and is a predicted model, not a curated record. Lineage: Eukaryota; Metazoa; Chordata; Ascidiacea; Phlebobranchia; Cionidae.
UUUGCCUCAGUCGUUAGAUAUCUGCGUAUGCGGUAUCUGUGUCGUAUUGGUUUAAAAACAUGUCUUGUGGAGAUACAAAACCGACCGAAACUAAGGAGUCUGCAUGGUUGGAGCAACCGCUUGAAGAAAAUGAUCCUGAAAUCUACAGAAUUAUCAGAAAUGAGAAAGAACGGCAGAGAGAUGGACUUGAAUUAAUAGCGUCGGAGAAUUUUACCAGUGGGGCAGUUUUGGAAGCUUUAGGGUCCUGCUUGAAUAAUAAAUACUCGGAAGGAUAUCCAGGCGUAAGAUAUUAUGGAGGAACAGAAAACAUUGAUGAACUGGAGCGACUUUGCCAGAAAAGAGCUUUGGAAGUUUUCAAACUCAACCCUGAAGAAUGGGGUGUUAAUGUACAGCCCUACUCAGGCUCACCAGCAAACUUUGCUGUUUUAACAGCCAUUGUUGAGCCCCACGGUCGUAUAAUGGGGUUGGACCUCCCCGAUGGCGGCCAUCUUACUCAUGGCUUCAUGACCGAGAAGAAGAAAAUAUCAGCGACCUCCAUUUUCUUUGAGUCGAUGCCAUAUAAGGUGAAUCCUGCAACAGGACUUAUAGAUUACGAUCAACUGGAACAAAAUGCAAAACUUUUCAAACCGAAAGUGAUUAUUGCUGGCAUGAGUUGUUACUCGCGUGUCAUUGAUUAUGAGCGAAUACGCAAGAUAGCUGAUGCCAACAAAGCACUUGUGAUGGCUGACAUGGCUCAUGUUAGCGGUUUAGUAGCAACUGGUGUAAUCCCUUCACCAUUUGAACAUUGCCAGAUAGUUACCAGCACGACACACAAGACGCUAAGGGGUCCACGCGCUGGUAUAAUCUUCUACAGGCGUGGUGUCAAAGUACCCGCCACCGAUGGCAAACCUGCGGAGAUGUACAACUUUGAAAAGCCGAUAAAUGAAGCUGUUUUCCCCGGCUUACAGGGUGGCCCCCAUAACCAUGCGAUUGCUGGUGUGGCCGUGUGUCUGUUGCAAGCAAAAUCCCCCAUGUUUAUCGAAUAUCAGAAGAACGUGGUAAGCAAUGCACAAACAUUGGGGAAAGUCCUCAUGGACAAAGGAUAUGAUGUGGUGACUGGUGGAACAGAUACGCAUCUUAUACUGGUUAACCUUAAAAGCAAGGGUACAGAUGGUAACAGGGCAGACAAAGUGUUAGAAGCCAUUGGUGUUGCUUGCAAUAAGAACACUUGCCCAGGUGAUAAAGCAGCAUUGCGUCCAAGUGGGUUGAGACUUGGUUCACCAGCUCUCACUUCAAGGGGGUUGAAUGGGAAAGAUUUUGAGAAGGUUGCGGAUUUCAUUGACAGGGGGGUGCAACUGACUGUGGAGAUUCAAAACAGUCUUGAACCCAAAGCUACAUUCAAGGAUUUCAGAGUGAAGUUAUAUAACGAUGAUGUCAUAAUAGGAAAGGUUAAAGCAUUGAAGGAAGAAGUUACAAUGUUCGCACGUACAUUUCCAAUACCUGGCCUUAAAUAUACUUAAACACUUGAAUGCAAUAUACUAACAAAGUGCUUUAGGUGCAUUGUAGUGUAUGUAGCAGUUAAUAAUAACAACGGUACCUAUUUUAUGCAACAUAUUUGUAUGGCAGUUUGACUGGAUCAAAAAUUGUAUGGCUUUAAUAUUACUUUUUGUAAAAUUCGUUUUUAAAUUUACCCCCCACAAAAAGUGCUAUUACUUAGUUUGUACCUUAGGCACCAAACUUAAUAAAUACAGGGGAGCCAGGGAGCUGUUUUCCCCGGCCUACGUAUAUAUUUCUGUGAAACAAAUCUAAAUUAUUGGUUGUAAUGUUUACUGAUUAAUGCAGUGCGGAAAUUAUAUGGUUGGCCUGCCACCCCAGGUUUGGCACCUAUGGUUUAUAUAUUGCGUUACUGAUACUACCUUUAUCUUUCGGAUCAAGACAACUCCUGUAAUGCUUUUGAAGUAAUUUGUUUCUGCUGCUAUGUUAACUCUGUUGUACACCUAUGGUUCGUACGUAAAACUAGUUUUCAAAUGUAGGUUAUUACAAAACAGUAAUAUUACGUUACCUGUUUGAUCAAGGUAUAUAAAACUCUAUUGUUUUUGAAGUAAUUUGUUUCUGCUGCUUUAAUGCUGUUAUAACUUGAUGCAUUCCACUGAUUUGUGUAAUUGCUGACGUUUUGUUGCCUUGAAUAAAUAAAGGGUUUUAAUAAUAAG